This is a messenger RNA of Sorex fumeus (smoky shrew), 842 nucleotides long. RefSeq names its product BRICK1 subunit of SCAR/WAVE actin nucleating complex (gene BRK1). Gene Ontology annotation, molecular function: protein-containing complex binding. Gene Ontology annotation, biological process: actin filament organization; regulation of actin polymerization or depolymerization; cell motility. Lineage: Eukaryota; Metazoa; Chordata; Mammalia; Eulipotyphla; Soricidae. The transcript has 3 exons. Gene Ontology annotation, cellular component: SCAR complex. The record is from RefSeq and is a predicted model, not a curated record. The coding region runs from base 38 to 265 and encodes 75 amino acids.
CGCGGCGCGUGCGCACUCUCGCCUCUCGGCGGCAGCCAUGGCGGGGCAGGAGGAUCCGGUGCAGCGGGAGAUCCACCAGGACUGGGCGAACCGCGAGUACAUCGAGGUCAUCACCAGCAGCAUCAAGAAGAUCGCGGACUUCCUCAACUCCUUCGAUAUGUCUUGUCGUUCAAGACUGGCGACACUCAACGAGAAGCUGACGGCCCUGGAACGGAGGAUCGAGUACAUCGAGGCCCGGGUGACAAAAGGUGAGACCCUCACCUAGAGCCCUGCCGGCCGCCGCUGGGACCUGCUCUCCGGAAGCCUCCGUGGACCAGCCCGCGGCCCCUUGUUCCCUCUCUCUCCUUAAGAGCAGCAGGGCUUAUUCUUGGUUUUCUUGUUUGCAACGUGUGGCCUUUGCGCCCUGCCAUGUCCGUCUGGGAGUGCCUGCGGGGAGCGGGCAGGGGGAAGCUUGGAACCGCCGAGAAGCAUCUUACCCCCUCAGUCCCGUUUUAUAGAACUUGUGGUCACUGGGUUGGAGACGUGCAGAGCCAAAUGCCUGGGACUCGGGCGCGGCCCCGCGCGCCGCCUCAGCGUCUCCCCAUCUCCGCGCCUCCCCGCCGCGUCCACGUUCCUUGUCUCUGUGAUGCUCUGAAUGGCCUUUGGCUCCCCGGCUUCGGGGGGACCGGCAGUCCUGGCUGAGACCCCAUGCCCGGGCCGGGCCUCCAGAGAAAGCUGUUCUGCCGUUUGCAGAGGUCAAGGUUGGGCUCCAGCUGGGCUGGAGGGGACCCUUCCAGGGUUUCCUUUCUGUCACGCGGGGUGUCUUUGCUGCCCGAAUCUCCCUAAUAAACUCCUCCACUCUG